This is a messenger RNA of Neohortaea acidophila, 2081 nucleotides long. RefSeq names its product aryl-alcohol dehydrogenase. The transcript is spliced from 16 exons. Bases 77 to 1936 code for a protein of 619 amino acids. The record is from RefSeq and is a predicted model, not a curated record. Gene Ontology annotation, molecular function: oxidoreductase activity, acting on CH-OH group of donors; flavin adenine dinucleotide binding. NCBI's taxonomy places the organism in Eukaryota, Fungi, Ascomycota, Dothideomycetes, Mycosphaerellales, Teratosphaeriaceae.
CAGAAAACUAGAUUUCCUCACUUUUUCCACUUGGACCUUUUCCAAUUGUCUACUUUCACCUGCCCCUCUUGUGACGAUGGCGACGAACGGCGUCAACGGCCAUGCGGCCCAGGAGACUUGCCCGUUGGAAGAGUUUAUCAAGCAUGAAUAUGAUUAUCUUGUUGUAGGAGGAGGAACAGCUGGGUUGUGUGUCGCCGCGAGGUUGACGGAGAACAAAGAUGUUACCGUCGGCGUGCUCGAGGCGGGAGCCAACCGGAUGGAUGAUCCACAAGUGUACACCCCGUCCAUGUACCCAACCCUCAUCGGACGAGAGAAAUACGAUUGGUGUUACCAGUCCGUCCCCCAGCCCAACGCCGGCAACAAGACCUACUCGAUGCCGCGAGGCAAGCUGCUCGGCGGCAGCAGCGGCAUCAACUACCUCAUGUACGUGCGAGGCUCGAAGAACGACUACGAUGGCUUCGCCGAGCUCGUCGGGUCGGACGAUUGGAAUUUCGAAAGCUUGGGACCGUACUUCCGCAAGCAUCAGAGUUUGGAUACGCCGAACCCGAAGGAGAAGGGCUUUAUGCCUGUUGGGGAUCCUGAGAAAUAUCAUGGGACAGAGGGGCCGAUCCACACCAGCUUUAACGAGUACUAUCAGCCUUUCGAGCAGGACUUCUGCGAGGCUGCGUACGAAGUGGGCGGCAAACCACGCACCCUGCACGAUGCCUACUCGGGUGACCAUAUGGGAUUCUAUUCCAGUCUUGCCGCGAUUGACCGUGUUGGAGACAAAGGACGCCGAUCCUAUGCCGCUACUGGAUACUUCCGGCCGAACAAGAACCGCCCCAAUCUGAAAGUCCUGUGCGAAGCGCACGCUAGCAAGAUAGUUCUCAAUGGCAACACCGCCACCGGCGUCGAGUUCAUCGACCCCCAAGGCAAGAAGCAUGUAGUAAAGGCCUCGAAAGAAGUCAUCCUCUCCGGAGGCGUCAUCGGCACCCCUCAACUCCUCGAGCUCAGCGGGAUUGGCGAUCCAGAAGUCCUCAAAGCGGCCGGAGUCGAAUGCCUGGUUGAGAACAAGGCGGUGGGAGCCAAUUUCCAGGAUCAUGUGCUUGGCGGGAUGCUCUACGACUUGAAGCCUGGCAUUGAAUCGCUGGAUAGUAUGAACAACGCCGAAUUCGCCAAAGCGGCUACCGAGCAAUACGAGAAAACUCAGAAUGGGCCGCUCGGCAGCCCUGGUAUGCUGAUGGGCUUCGUGUCGUAUGCUUCGCUCGUUGGUAAGGAGCAGUUGGAGAAGACGAUCAAGGAGAUUCGAGCCAACUCUCACGCAAAGACGGAUUUUGAGAAGCGUCAGGAGGAUCUGAUUGUCCGACAGCUGUCUGAUGACACGUUUGCCAACAUCCAGACUUUCUGUAUUCCUGCCCAGCUUGAUUUGAGUGCUGGAGAGAGUCAGGUUAAGUUCUUCAGUCCUCCGCCGGAGGGAAAGACCCGCGUCGCCUUGCUGGUGUGCUUGGAGCACCCGUUGUCCAGGGGCACAGUCCACAUUACAAGUUCGGAUCCCACGGCCCAUCCUCGCAUCGAUCCAGGCUACUUCCGAAACAAAGUCGAUGCGAAGAUCCUCGCCGAGGCCAUCAAAUGGAUGGACAAAGUGGCGGCCAAUCAACACAUGGCCAAGUCUCUGGGCGAUCGUGUGCUGCCGCCCAAGGAUGUUGAUAUUACCUCCGAGGAAGCCAGAAUCAACGUGGUGGAAAACCACAUCGCAACUCAAUACCAUAUUUGCGGCUCUUGUGCCAUGGGAGAGGCGACGGAUGCGAAGCUGAAAGUCAGGGGCGUGAAUCACCUCCGAAUCAUUGAUGCUUCGGUGUUCCCCAGCCAUGUCUCCGGCAACAUCAUGGCCACGACAUAUACUGUGGCGGAGAAGGGUGCUGACCUCGUAAAGGCGGACGACAGCCGCUUCAAAUGAGUUGAGAGUGGGAAUUGAAAUGAAGCCGGCAAGGCUGUAAGACUUGGCGCCAGUACAUCGAGGUUGAGAUACGCACAACUCGGUUUGCUUCACUAGCUGAUACGACUCUGAGUAUUUUGCAGAGUAUCAAAGUCUGUUUAUGUUG